AUGUCUCAUCUCCCAUACUUCGCAUACCCAGGCUCGGGCCACAUCAAGCAGAGGGAUUUUCACUAUUCCCAAGCGGUUCGCAUAGGCGAUUUCAUCCACUGCUCCGGACAAGGUGGGUGGAAUCCCGAGACCGACGUGAUCUAUAAGGAGAUCAACGCGCAGAUAGACCAGGCGUUCAUCAAUGUCGAUAUCGCUUUGAAGGACGCGGGAGGCAAAGGAUGGGAACAGGUUUACCAGAUUGAUUCAUACCAUGUCCCGAUCAACAAUGAGGCUCUCGAGGCCAUGGUCCGGAACAUGAGAAAGUGGUGUCCGAACCACAAGCCUCUUUUCACCUGCGUAGGGGUGCCCAGGCUGGGCGAAGACGAUAUGCGAGUAGAGAUAAAAGUAUCAGCUCACGAUCCCGAAGGGGCCGCCAAGGCCGCUCGGGAGGCGAAAUGA
Messenger RNA from Kwoniella mangroviensis CBS 8507, 438 nucleotides. RefSeq lists its product as uncharacterized. Gene Ontology annotation, molecular function: deaminase activity. The coding region runs from base 1 to 438 and encodes 145 amino acids. Lineage: Eukaryota; Fungi; Basidiomycota; Tremellomycetes; Tremellales; Cryptococcaceae. The transcript is spliced from 3 exons. The record is from RefSeq and is a predicted model, not a curated record. Gene Ontology annotation, cellular component: mitochondrion; cytosol.